AUGGAACCCCUCGACAAGACAGAACAAACUGCCUUAUCGCUGCUGCUUCAAAACGCCAUAACCAGGUUCAAAGUGCUGAACCUUAACGCACGCCGCGAUGACCUGUUGGACCCGUCCGAAUCGUACUCCAUCGGCGAAGUUCUGCUCCAGCACGUGGACUUCUUGGACGCCGUCCAAUACCUCACGGUGGACGAACCGGACCCGGCGCUGCUGCGCCGGUUGAGCAAGCUGGACUCGCGCCAGGGCCAGGACAAUCCGUACAGCUAUUGGCACUUUUCGAAGCUGCUGAUCGACGUGCGAUCGCUGGAGAAGCAGCUGGAGGUGCUGCGGGAGGUUUUCAACGAUUUGAAUGAGGAGUUUCAUGGGAGAAGACAGUUGGAGAUUGGUAGGAAUCGGUUUGUUGGCAAGUGGGAACCUGCUAGAAGGGAGCAGUUGGUGAAGGCGAUGGAGAUUCGUGAGUUGGAGUUUCGGAAGGAGACUGAGGUGCUGGAGCGUUACGUUGGGAGUGGGAUGGAUGCUGCGAGGAAGAUCGACGACCAUUACAGCUGGCAGUUGGCGAAGGUCGAGACGGACAUCAACGAUUGGAUGGAACGGUUUGACCGGGAAAAGGACGAUAUUGAUUCGAGACUGCAGAAGGCACGUGCCAAGCAGAGACAGUGGGAUGAGAUGAAGGGGGAGGUUGAGCGUAGAAAGGAGGAAGUGGCUCAGCUGGAGGUUAGGGAGCGUACGUUGAGCGAGGAAGCGGAACAUCGGCGGAUGUGCGAAAAAUUUGCGGUGAGGAUUCAGGCUUGGUGGCGUGGGGUUAUGGUUCGGAAGGGAUUUGGUAAGGGAAAGAAAAAGAAGGGUAAGAAGGGAGCGAAGAAAGGAGCGAAGAAGGGGAAAGCCAAGAAGUCGAAGAAAUGAUGUAUUUGA
Messenger RNA from Culex quinquefasciatus (southern house mosquito), 912 nucleotides. RefSeq names its product dynein regulatory complex protein 10. NCBI's taxonomy places the organism in Eukaryota, Metazoa, Arthropoda, Insecta, Diptera, Culicidae. The record is from RefSeq and is a predicted model, not a curated record. Bases 1 to 903 code for a protein of 300 amino acids. Gene Ontology annotation, molecular function: protein binding. Gene Ontology annotation, cellular component: motile cilium; cytoplasm. Gene Ontology annotation, biological process: cilium organization. The transcript has a single exon.